CCGCCAAUUGUGCCCAGCAGGGCUAACUAAUCGUGCCAAGCUCGCUCCAACCUGGGCGCCCGCGCCGCCCGUCAUACCCUCGACUCCAGUGGAGUUGGCGUUGGGACGGGUGUCGUCGAUCCCCACAUCAAGAAUUUCUAUUCCCCACGUGCGCCAUCGAUUUGCUCGCCGUUGGUGUUUUAGCCAGCGCCAUCGAGACUGCACUUUUGGUUAUCUACUUGAGCAAGAGUCGUCACGCCGGCCUCGACUCUGCCAGGUCAGUUUUCCAUCAAGACCAGAGCCGCUGAAGGAACCAUGCCAGACACACAGGAAAAAGGAGACAUCAAGGACUGGCGGUCCAUCGUCACCCUCAUUGUCUUUGUCGCCACCAACAUCAUCGUCAUCUCCCCCUUCCACAUCCCCGUCUACCUUCCACGAUGGCUUUCAAACGCCUUUCUGGAUUUCCUAAGCUGGAUGCGCAUCAUCGCGCCCAGGCCAGACCGCCUCCCGGGCCAUGAGCUCGAUCUUGAGAAGCCCCGGUCGCGGUUCGUCCGGCUGAGGUUUCCGGUCAACUUUGUCACGGCUCCUCUCAUCGCGGAUCUCUUUCUGCUCGCCAUCCUGGCCAUUGGCCGGCAAGAGGUGGCCGACGGCACCAUAGGGGCAGACAACAUCUUUCCUAUCGACAUCAUGGCCUUCUUCAUCACCCUUGCCUACAUCGCCAUCUCCAUCGACGCCUCCGGUCUGAUCCGCUACUUGGCCUUCAGGGUGCUGCAAUGGGGCGGCAAGAACGGCAAUAGGCUGUUCUUCUACCUCUACUCCUUUUUCUUUGUCUUGGGCAGCUUCAUUGGCAAUGACCCCAUCAUUUUGUCUGGCACUGCCUUCCUCGCCUACAUGACGCGCGUGUCGAGCAACAUCAUCCACCCCAGGGCCUGGAUCUUCACCCAGUUCGCCGUUGCCAACAUCGCCUCGGCCAUCCUGGUCUCGUCCAACCCCACAAACCUCGUGCUUGCUGGGGCGUUCGGCAUUAGGUUCAUUGACUAUACGGCCAAUAUGAUUGUGCCCGUCGUCGCGACCGCCAUCAUUCUGUUCCCCUUCCUGCUCUACAUCAUCUUCGCCAGCGAGGACCUCAUCCCCAUCUCUAUCAAGAUGCACGAGCUGCCUGAGAAUCUGCGAGCCAAGAAACCUGUGAAUCCCAACAUCCCCCACGCAAGAGGCACCGCCGAGGAGGAAGAGAAUCACCACGCCAACGGCGAACACGGCAACCUCCUCUCGCUCGAGGAGAUCAUGAACCCCUUCCUGGAUAAGGGGGGCGCCUGGUUCGGCGCUGCCAUCAUGGCCGCCACCCUCGUCACCGUCUUGGCGCUCAACGCCGCCAGCACCGAGAUCGGCGCGCAUCCCGUCUUCUACGUGACGGUGCCUGCGGCCUUUGUCAUGCUGUGCUGGGACGUUGGGUCUGGGUGGAUGAAGCGCCACGAGACACGAGAAAUCGCCCGCAAGGGCCGGCGGGAAGUCGAAGAGGCCAGACGUGAGCGCGCGCUGAAGGAGCGGGAGGCUGCGAGACUGGCGCCCUUGGGCGCGGAAAAGACGGGCUCGGCAGACAAGGGCCAGGCACCAACCGACUCAUCACCACAGGACAAGAUUGUUGCAGCUGGCGGCGCCACGACGGGCGACGAGAUUACUUCAGAGAAGGAGCCUCCUAGUCGCUCUAGCCAGGGCGACCCCAAGAAGAGCCCGCCGGUCGAUCUGUCGUCGAGCACGGAGCUGGACGAGGCAGGGCGAGACUUGGCCUUGGAGAAGGGCGUGGGCGCUCAAAAGCCCGACGAGCGGGCGACGCUCGUGUCGGUCGUCGCCGGCGCAUACAGAUGGUCGCAAGAGACGUUUCCCACCGUCACGGCCGUGGUCACGCAUUUGCCUUUUGCCCUCGUGCCGUUUGCCUUUUCCAUGUUUGUGCUGGUGCAGGCUCUCGUCACCAAGGGCUGGGUCGAGGUGUUUGCCCACGGGUGGGACCACUGGGUUGACAAGACGGGAACAGUCGGCGCCAUCGGCGGCAUGGGGUUCUUGUCUGUGGUUAUCUGCAACUUCACGGGCACAAACAUUGGCGCGUCGAUCCUACUCUCGCGCGUCAUCCAGGCGUGGCAGGCCAUCCACGCCGAGAACCUGAUCCCCAUCAGCAACCGCACCUUCUGGGCCACCGUGUACGCCAUGGCGCUCGGCGUCAACUACGGCGCUUUCAGCACCACGUUCAGCGCGUCGCUGGCCGGGCUGCUGUGGCGCGACAUCCUCGGCCGCAAGCACAUCCACGUACGCGGCGUCGACUUUGCCCGCGAGAACCUACCCAUCAUCGCCCUCGCCAUGACCGUCGGCUGUGUGGUCCUUAUCGGCGAAGUCUACAUUAUGAGAGACGAGUUGCCUGUCAACCUGUCGAUAUGACCCUUUUGUACUGUCGUAAAUUGUUUCUUUGCGUGUAAAAAUGUCCGUGCCGGACAGCUGAAUAGACUGCAAGAGCGUGGCGUUUAAUGAGCGGGCGUGGGUGGAAUGUUGCUUUUGAUUGAAUAAAAGGGAUAAUGGCAGAGAGUGAAGCUGACGCAUUGUAGAUUUGGGGGUUAGAUUUAAACACUUGAACGCAUAAUACUAUUAUUACGUUUAGUUGAUAUUACUCCGUCUGUGUUUAUGUUGGAAUCACCAGGUACCGGUACUGGAAUCAACAGGGCGCGCUGCGCGCUGUAUACUGGUGGUUCAAGUGUUG
Messenger RNA from Lasiosphaeria miniovina, 2725 nucleotides. RefSeq lists its product as uncharacterized. The record is from RefSeq and is a predicted model, not a curated record. Lineage: Eukaryota; Fungi; Ascomycota; Sordariomycetes; Sordariales; Lasiosphaeriaceae. The transcript has 3 exons. Gene Ontology annotation, cellular component: membrane. Bases 295 to 2409 code for a protein of 704 amino acids. Gene Ontology annotation, biological process: transmembrane transport.